AUGGAAGCAUUUGCCUCUGCUGUGCCGGAACCCUCCCCGUCUCCUACAAAGCGCCGAAGAAAUAAUCUAGCCCGGAACUGCGAAGAUGUUCUAUGCAAUGUAGUGAAAUAUUUCCCUCUUGCGUUUGUAUACGGGCUUACGACGUGGGCGAUAUGGGUGGAGGCGGGCGUCAGUAUAUACCAUACCAGGAGUUGGUGGAAAGGAACCCUCGGCGCUGUUUUAGGGAUAUCUAUCUACCUACUCAUGAACAUCUCAUAUACCGUUGCGGUCUUCACUGACCCGGGCACGCCUCUCAAAACCUCCUCUCACGGUCGAUCACGGCACCAAUACAGCCAUCUCCCAACGACAGAGGACCCAGAAUACACCUCCGUCACAGUCAACUCGUCGGGUGACAUGCGUUAUUGCAAGAAAUGCCAAUCUCGGAAACCAGACCGGACACAUCACUGUUCAACCUGCGGGCGAUGCGUGCUGAAAAUGGACCAUCACUGCCCAUGGUUGGCGACUUGCGUUGGAAUGUACAACUAUAAAGCUUUCUUACUGUUUUUGAUAUACACGUGUCUCUUUUGUUACGUCUGCUUUGCAAUUUCGGUGCUUUGGGUCUGGGAUGAAAUGAUGAAAAAUGCCCAAUACAUGGAGCGGUUCCUUCCGGUUAAUGUCAUAGUCCUGGCUGUGGUAUCGGGGAUGAUGGCGUUGGUGCUAACGGGAUUUGCGGGGUGGCAUGUUAGCCUUGCUGCCCGUGGGUUGACCACUAUUGAAUGUCUAGAAAAGACGAGAUAUUUGGCACCCGUGAGAAAGACGCUAGAUCGACAAAGGAGAACAUAUCAGCAACAUCAGCAACCACGCACCCAACAUGCUGGAGACUCCGCCGAUGGCCUCGGCAGAACCCUUCAAGGCUAUGGUCAACAGUUUCUUGAUAUGCAUGCAAAUGCGAUUCCGGGAGUUACGCGCGCUGAAGAAGGUGAAGAGCGUGCUUCACCAACGAUAGGAACCAGGAUUCCAGGACCCAUGCACCAACCUCACGACUAUAACCCUGAUGAACACUAUAACCAUUACCAGUCCCCAGCUCAACAAUCCCUCUUCAGAUCUUAUGGGGAGCUCGACCGAGCGCGAGAACACGACCGAUAUGAAGAAUACCUAGCCGAGUGCGAUAGCGAAAAGCUACCACAUGCAUUUGAUCUUGGCUGGCAACGAAAUUUGCUACACCUCUUUGGACACAAUCCUCUUCUAUGGCCUUUCCCCAUAUGUACUACCACUGGCGACGGCUGGCGUUGGGAAGCCAGCAGCAAAUGGCAGGAAGCCAAACAUAGGAUUGAUCAACAAAGAAUUCGAAGAUGGGAAGAGUCGCAACAGCAGCAACAGCAGUUUCUGCAGCAGACAUCAUUUCAACGCCAGCCUCAGCCAACCCCAACGCAGCAUCACUCUUGGCAUACGUCUGAGCCGCACCCCGGAACCUCCUGGACUGGCCGUUUCAAUAGCACGGGAAACCUAAAGCCAGGGGGACCGUAUAUUGGGAACAGUGCGGAUGACCGGCCAUCAACUGGCGUUUCUAUGAAAACAUUACGGCCCAUGUCCCCUCGCCCUCGACCGGGCGAAGGGGAAACUGACAUUGACGAGGUUUCUGAUCAAUAUAGCACGAGUUCCGACGAUGAUACAGAACGACACGCAUUAGUACCAAAUGAUGACACUAAACGAACGCUUUCUAAUGGUGGUAAUGGAAAGGGAAGAAGGGAAGAAUGGGCGGACUGGGAUUGA
Arthroderma uncinatum is the source of this 1752-nucleotide messenger RNA. RefSeq lists its product as uncharacterized. The record is from RefSeq and is a predicted model, not a curated record. Gene Ontology annotation, molecular function: palmitoyltransferase activity. Bases 1 to 1752 code for a protein of 583 amino acids. The transcript has 2 exons. NCBI's taxonomy places the organism in Eukaryota, Fungi, Ascomycota, Eurotiomycetes, Onygenales, Arthrodermataceae.